AUGGACGCCUGGGCGGUUGUGGAAUAUGCCCGCCCGCUGGAGAAAGUCCAACUCCCCAAGCACGAAGCCGUGGGCACCGAAGUGGUGAUUGCAGUGACCCACUGUGGCGUUUGCCAUUCGGACGUCCACCUUUGGGAGGGGUUCUAUGACCUCGGCGCUGGACGGCGACUAAGCUUUGCCCAGCGCGGCACCAAGCUGCCCAUAGCGCCGGGACACGAAAUCGCCGGCGUUGUGAUUCGCCGCGGGCCCGAGGCGCACGCUGUGAAGCUCGGCAGCCCACAGAUUGUCUAUCCAUGGCUGGGUUGCGGCAAGUGUGUGCCUUGCUCGCGGGAGGAGGACAACCUGUGCACGGCGCAGACGUCGCUGGGCGUGGUGCGCCAGGGAGGGUUCGCCGCCGAAGUUGUCGUGCCUCAUCCGCGGUACCUGGUGGACCUGGGGGAGCUGGACCCGGCCGUCGCAUGCACGUACGCCUGUUCAGGCAUGACGGCGCUCCACGCCGUGCGUGACCUUGGCCCUCAGCAUCCGGACGAUUGUGUUGUGGUCAUCGGCACGGGAGGCCUUGGCCUGGCGGCCAUUCACGUACUGCGUGCCCUCGGACAUGAACUCAUCGUCGCCGUCGAUCUGAGCGAAAUGAACCGCCAGGCCGCGGUCCAGGCCGGUGCCGCGGCGGCAUUUUCGUCCGCGGAGGAAGGCGUUCAGAAUCUCAUUCGAGACGCCAUCCACGGUGCGCGGGUAACUGGGGUCAUCGAUUUCGUCAAUGUCUCUGCCACGGCUGCCUUGGCUUUUUCUAUCGUCGACAAGGGGGGCCGAAUGGCCCAGGUCGGCCUCAUGGGCGGGGAAUUGCAACUGUCGCUGGUCGGCCUGAUCGGCAAGGCCUUGACCAUCACGGGAACAAACACGGGCAAUCUGUCACAUUUCCGAGAAAUUCUGUCUUUGGCGAAGAGUGGGAAGCUGGUUCCGCCGCCUAUCAAGACCAUGCCAUGGGACCAAGCCGCAGAUGCCAUGACACUUCUUCGUGAUUCGAAGGUAACCGGCAGGCUCGUGCUUGUGAAGGAGUGA
Thyridium curvatum is the source of this 1059-nucleotide messenger RNA. RefSeq lists its product as uncharacterized. The coding region runs from base 1 to 1059 and encodes 352 amino acids. Gene Ontology annotation, molecular function: oxidoreductase activity; zinc ion binding. NCBI's taxonomy places the organism in Eukaryota, Fungi, Ascomycota, Sordariomycetes, Thyridiales, Thyridiaceae. The transcript has a single exon. The record is from RefSeq and is a predicted model, not a curated record.